Molecule: messenger RNA, 1383 nt
Organism: Myodes glareolus (Bank vole)
Lineage: Eukaryota; Metazoa; Chordata; Mammalia; Rodentia; Cricetidae
Gene: Mtfp1
Product: mitochondrial fission process 1
Biological process (GO): mitochondrial fission
Cellular component (GO): mitochondrion
Source: RefSeq, a predicted model, not a curated record
UUCAGACACUCCCUGCAGUGGCGAUAGCCCGACCUGUCCUUCAGCCUCGGACUUCUGGCGGGUUCUUUCCUGGUGUUAGCCCAGUGCUACUGGGAAAGGAGGCAGUGGUGAGGCUCUAACUUGCAGUGACUCGCACCGUGCUGGGAAAGUCAUGUCGGAGCAGCAACGGCAAGGCGCCGAGCGCGACCUCUACCGGGACACGUGGGUGCGCUACCUGGGCUAUGCUAAUGAGGUGGGGGAGGCUUUCCGCUCCCUGGUGCCCAAAGCUGUGGUGUGGCUGAGCUACGGCGUGUCCAGCUCCUACGUGCUUGCUGAUGCCAUAGACAAAGGCAAGAAGGCAGGAGAGGUGCCAAGCCCUGAAGAUGGCCGCGGCACCAGAGUGACCCUGGCUGUGGUCGACACCUUUGUGUGGCAGUCUCUGGCCUCCGUGGCUAUCCCAGGCUUCACUAUCAACCGUCUGUGUGCUGCCUCUCUCUAUGUCCUGGGUUCUAUGACCCGCUGGCCCCUGACUGUCCGCAAAUGGACCACCACCACACUUGGGCUGCUGGCCAUCCCUGUCAUCGUCCACCCCAUUGACAGGUCAGUAGACUUCCUCCUGGAUUCCAGCCUGCGUAAACUGUACCCAUCGGGGAAGCCCAGUUCCUCCUGACCCUGUCCUGUGCCCUGCCCAUGACUGGCCCGCUCACAUCAGGGAAUGUGGACACUUGGCUGUUCGGUGUCCAUGACACUGGCAUCCAAGCGGGUUCAAACUAAUGACGCUUAGAGACAAAAGCCUUGACGAAUGUUAGCUGCAGUGAGUCCCAGAGGUGGGACCUGACCCUGUGGUUGUACUGAGUGGGAGUGGAUGCUGACUGGGCAUGUGUUCUGGAAUAUUUUUUAAGUAUUUAUUUUAUGUGUCUAAGUUUUAGCUGCAUGUAUGUAUGUUUGUGCACCACCCUUGAAGGGUUAAAGAGGUCACUGGACCACCUGAAACUGGAAUUAGGGAUGAAUGUGAGCCACAGUGUGGGUGCUGGAAACUGAAACUGGUUUCUUUGCAAGAGCAGCCAGUGUGCCUAACCACGGAAAUACCUCUCAGCCUCUAGACCUGUCUUCUGAUGGAAAAGUUAGACCCUCCCAUGGAGGAGAAGGUCACUAAAGCCCAGAGAGGGCACAGGAUACUCCUAAAGUCAUGGACAGCUGAGGACCAGGCUGUCCAGCUGCUCUAAGUCACUUUGUAGUAAUGUGGCUGAGUGACUUAGGGAAGAGCACAGAGCUGCAGCAUUUGGGACACUCAGGAUAGAGUCUCUGGCCAGCCCAUCCCCGCUGCAGAGCUGUUAGGGUCUGGUUGGGAGGCAAGACAAUCAUACACCAAGUGCUAGCCCAAUAAACCCUUAAACAAUGGUA